Messenger RNA from Diaporthe citri, 834 nucleotides. RefSeq lists its product as uncharacterized. The transcript is spliced from 2 exons. Bases 1 to 834 code for a protein of 277 amino acids. The record is from RefSeq and is a predicted model, not a curated record. NCBI's taxonomy places the organism in Eukaryota, Fungi, Ascomycota, Sordariomycetes, Diaporthales, Diaporthaceae.
AUGAAGUUCCUCUCCGCCCUCGUUCUCGCUAUGGCCAGCGUGGCCAUCGCCAAGGACGGCAACAACACCGACGGCACCUCGACCAAGUCUCAGUGCAAGCAGGUCUCCCAGCUUACCAAGUUCAUGGACAUCGCCGGCAACUCGACCAAGCUCGACAAGAUCACCAAUGGCAACGCCACCAAGGCUGCGGACAUCCAGGCAAAGGCGUCUCAGGCAUCGACCAAGUUGACCGAGCUCCAGAGCAACGCGACCCUUAUGACCGCUUGCGACCAGAUCUUCGCUGUCCAGGACACCGAGGACGCCUGCGAAAAGAUGCAGGGUCUCCAGAAGCUCAACGCUCUCAUUGCCAACCAGACCGCUCUGGACGAGAAGACCAAGGGCAACACCACCAAGGCCGACGCGAUCAAGGCCAAGGCGCAGGAGAAGGCCGCAGACCUCACCGCCAUGGAGGGCAACGCCACCCUGACGAGCUUCUGCGCCGGCUUCAACGACAAGCAGUCCUGCAAGGCCAUGGCCAGGCUCGCCAAGGUGCAGGAGUUUGCUGCCAAUACCACUGCUCUUAACGAGAAGUUCAACGGAGACGCAGACAAGAUCUCCAAGUUCCAGGCCAAGCUCAGCAGCAAGGCCGAGAAGGUCAACGCCCUCAUGAGCAACAGCACCCUCAUGGACACCUGCAAUAGCCUCGGAAUCACAACCGCCUCCACCACCACCGGCGCCUCCACCUCGGGCUCCACCGACAACAAGAAGAGCGCGGCUGUCAGCGUCAACUCUCUGGGCGCCGGACACGUCCUGGCCCUCGUCUCCGUCUUUGCCUACGCCGUGGCCAUGCUCUAG